AUGUAAUAAUAAAUAUAAUAUUACUCUUGUGGAUCAGGAGGCUGUGGAUUAUUACUUUAAGAAACUCUUGAAGAUUUAAAUAUACCUAAAAAAUGUUAAUAAUUAAUCAAUAAGAAUUAGAAUGAUCUAAAAAUCAAAUUUAGUGGAUUGAUAGGAUUAAUUAAAGAAAAUGAUAAAAUAUUCAUAUAUGGAUAAUGGAUAUCAUUAUAUACAAUACCAAAAGAGAUUAACUAAAUAUAGAGUGUUUCUAAAUUUUCUUGUGGUUGGUAACAUUGUUUGAUCCUUACUGACAAAGGACUUUUUGGUAUUGGAUCAAAUAAAUUUAAUGAGUUGGGACUAGAGUUAAAAUAAAUAUAUGAAGAACCCUAAUAGAUAGCAUUUGAUCAUACUAAAAUUAACAACAUAACAUGUGGUUUUAGAUAAAGUUUUAUAAUUCAAGAUGAAUUAAUAUAUGGAGUAGGAUAAAAUAAGUAGAAUGAGUUAAAUAUUUUGAAUAUAAAAAUUGUUGAGUAAUUUACAAAGAUCAAUAUUCAAGGGAGUAUAAGGAAUAUAAAAUGUGGAUAAAAAUUUACAUUGGCAUUAUUAAGUAGAAUAUUGAUUCAUAUUAAGAUGAUAAUUCCCUAUAUGGAUGGGGAAGUAAUAGUUUUGGAUAAUUAUCAUAAGAAUCUCAAUUUUAAAUAUUAGAGUAAAAGGAAUUAAUGAAAGAUAUUUUAGAUUUUGAUUGUGGUUGGAGUCACCAUGUUAUUCUGACAAAAAAUGGAUAAGUUUAUAUUUGUGGAAGAGGAGAUUUAGGAUAAUAAGGAGAUAAUAAAAAAUAACAUAAUUAUAAUUAUUAAUUGAUUGAUUUAAAGGUGACAAAAGUUAAAUGCGGAUCAGAAUCAACAAUUUUAUUAAAUUAAGAAAAAUAAGAAAUAUUUGUUAGUGGAUGGAAUGAACAUGGAAAUUUAGGAUUAGGUCACAAUAAUAAUGUGUAUUAAUUUGAAAGAAUUGAAAUGAUAAAUUCAAUAAAAGCAAAAGGUGCUACAAUUCUGUUAUCAAAAUGA
Molecule: messenger RNA, 1043 nt
Organism: Paramecium pentaurelia
Lineage: Eukaryota; Ciliophora; Oligohymenophorea; Peniculida; Parameciidae
Source: the annotation of a GenBank genome assembly